Impatiens glandulifera is the source of this 1808-nucleotide messenger RNA. RefSeq names its product GPI mannosyltransferase 2. Lineage: Eukaryota; Viridiplantae; Streptophyta; Magnoliopsida; Ericales; Balsaminaceae. The transcript has 8 exons. Gene Ontology annotation, cellular component: endoplasmic reticulum membrane; mannosyltransferase complex. Bases 141 to 1610 code for a protein of 489 amino acids. Gene Ontology annotation, biological process: GPI anchor biosynthetic process. The record is from RefSeq and is a predicted model, not a curated record. Gene Ontology annotation, molecular function: alpha-1,6-mannosyltransferase activity; GPI mannosyltransferase activity.
UUCAUCAAUUAUAGAGUUUCAACUUUGAAUUGUACGAAAUUAGUCUCGAAAAUUUUAGUAACUUGAGACUUUGCCCAAAAAGCAUCUAUUUGGAGUUCGAUUACGAGUGGAGAACUGAAUGUGGGAAAGAAUUGACGACGAUGGCGAGUAAAUCUUCAACGGAGGUUUCUUCAUACAAUCGUACUGUUCUCCGAUCAGCUACUGCGUCAAGACUCCUUCUCAUUUCACUCAUCGUUCUAUGGAGAUCUGUUCUCAGACCAUACGACACCUCCGCCAAUAUUAACGCUACCUGCCUCUCUUCCUCCGCCGCCCCCAGUCAAAUUGUAUUCCCUCGCGUCGCCGCUCUGAUCGAAAACAGCAUCGUUUGGGACAGCGUCUACUUCGUUCGAAUAGCGCAGUGCGGAUACGAGUACGAGCAAUCCUACGCCUUCUUACCCCUUCUCCCCAUAUGUAUGUCGACUAUUACACGAACAGUUUUUCUCCCGUUGGUUCCUUUAUUUGGACAUCGAGCUGUUCUUGGAUUAUCUGGCUAUGUCAUCAACAACAUUGCUUUUAUCUUUUCCGCGCUCUACCUCUACAGGCUUUCAGUUGUUAUUUUGAAGGACCGAGAUGCAGCUUUGAGAGCUUCACUUUUGUUUUGUUUCAAUCCAGCAUCAAUAUUCUAUUCAUCAAUAUAUUCUGAAAGCCUGUAUUCUCUGCUAUCCCUUGGAGGCUUGUAUGCUUUACUCUCCGGUGCAGAUAACGCUGCAACACUUGUGUUUUCUUUCUCGGGGUGUGCAAGGUCGAAUGGUGUGGUUAAUGCUGGCUAUAUUUGUUAUCAAACAAUGCAUCGUGCUUACCGUGCCAUCUUUCACAAGAAGGAUUGUCGUCUUGCCGUGCAGGUUCUUGCAGUUGGAGCCUUACGUUGUCUGUGUAUUUUCGUUCCUUUUAUUGCGUUUCAAGCAUUUGGUUACUACAAUAUUUGUCUUGGACAUUCUACUGAUAAGAUGAGGCCUUGGUGCAAAAAAAGAAUACCUCUGCUAUACAAUUUCAUUCAAAGUCACUACUGGGGAGUUGGGUUUCUCAAGUAUUUCCAACUAAGACAGUUGCCAAAUUUUCUCCUAGCUUCUCCAAUAUUGUUCUUAGCUCUUUCUACAAUAUUCCACUAUGUAAAACAAAGACCAGAAGUUUUUUUCUCACUGGGACUCCUCCAAUGUUCUAAUGUGGAUGAAGAUUUCCAGCCUAAACAAUUAGCUGAAAAAGAGAAAAUAGUUUCAGGAAGUGGUAAGUCGUCACAAGAAAAUUCUGUUCUUCAUAAACGGAAGCAAAAGAGGCAGAUAGAAGAUUUUAAUGUAAAUGCGAUGCAGCAUCAGAUCGCAGACGAACAGGAAUGUGUUCCCAAUGUCAUUCUUCCUUUUGUCUUUCACCUGGGCUUCAUGGUAGCUACUGCCUUUUUUGUCAUGCAUGUUCAGGUCUCGACCCGAUUCUUGUCAGCAAGUCCGCCUCUCUAUUGGUUUGCCACGUAUAUAGCUCGUGUUAGCAAGAGAUGGGGAUAUAUGAUUUGGGCAUAUUCCGCAGCCUAUAUUCUUCUUGGAAGUUUACUCUUUUCCAACUUCUACCCUUUCACGUAAAUUACUAUCAUCUUCUUUAAGUUUUGUCAAGUUCUCGGUUUGAUCGAAUCUUCCAUGGUUGUAAAAGCUUGGCUAAUAGGCGCCUACAUGGAGAUUUGGGGUUUCAUUCUAAUUCUGCAUGAUUGAAUGUCUAAUGCUAUAUUCUUUAUUAUGAAAUUCAAUUUUGAUUCAGGUUAGCAAUUUUAUGUAUUUAUUUGG